Macrosteles quadrilineatus (aster leafhopper) is the source of this 2679-nucleotide messenger RNA. RefSeq names its product pyruvate kinase-like. Gene Ontology annotation, cellular component: cytoplasm. Gene Ontology annotation, molecular function: potassium ion binding; magnesium ion binding; pyruvate kinase activity. Gene Ontology annotation, biological process: glycolytic process. The record is from RefSeq and is a predicted model, not a curated record. NCBI's taxonomy places the organism in Eukaryota, Metazoa, Arthropoda, Insecta, Hemiptera, Cicadellidae. Bases 88 to 2679 code for a protein of 863 amino acids. The transcript is spliced from 13 exons.
AGAAUAAUAAUAAAUUAAGUCCAUUAGAAUAUUGGCAAAAGUAUUUCAUCAUUUAGUAAUACCUAAAUCGUUCAACAAAGCUUAAGAAUGACAGAAGUUCCUUUGAUGGUUAUGCCUUGGCAUCGGCCAGAUCCUUGUAAGCCUCUCAAAAUGCAGACGGACGCUGCUUUCAAGUCUUCCUACCUAGACUAUCUAGCAACUCUUCGUUUAGACUCAGACCCAUUGGACUUACCACUUUCAUCCAUAGCAGGGACCAUAGGUCCGGCAAGCAACAACGUGGAUAUGUUGGUAGAGCUGAUGAAGGUCGGCAUGUCUAUAGCAGUGGUGCCCCUGGCACUAGGUACCCGGCAGGCUCAGCUAGACACGAUUGCCAACAUUCGCACUGCAAACACAACAUUUACCAACAUGCGGGACAUGGUGUACCCACUGGGCAUUGCUGUGCAAACCAAGGGUCCCGGGCUGAGAGUGGGGGGUUUAGUGAAGGAUGUUCCAGUAAUGUUACCGCUCCACCACAAACUCACUUUGACCACUGACAAGGCGUGGAGAACCAAAGGAACGGAACACUACCUCUACAUCAACCUACCUGAGAUGUGCCAUAUACUCAACAAAGCGGACAUUCUACUGGUGGGCAGUGGCGUAAUCAUCCUAGAGGUGGAGAAUGUUGACCAGACUGAAUGCAAGUGCGUGGUUGUUGGUGGUGGAGAGGUUGAGAGCUACAUGCCCGUGUCUAUACCUGACGUCCCCCUGAACCUUCCACCACUCACUGACGAGGACGAGGACGACCUUAGAAUGGCAGCAGAAAUGGGAGUGGACAUUGUGGUGGCCACUCACACUCAGAACAAGAAUCUGAUACAGGACAUCAGGAAAAUACUAGACGAAAGCGACGGAGGAUCUGGAAUAAAGAUAUGGGCUCAGAUAGAGACCAACGUGGCCCUAAAGAACCUAGAGUGUAUCUUAGAGGUUGUUGACGCCAUUGUUCUCUCCAGACUCAAUCUUCUACAGGAUAUUCCCGUAGAGAAGCUCUUCCUUGCUCAAAAAAUCGCACUUUCCGCGUGUAAUAAGGCGGGAGUUCCAGUUUACGUUUCAUCUCACUUCCUCCCCUCGAUGCAAGUAGCCACGACCCCCUCCAUCGCAGAGGUCAAUGACGUCACCAGCGCCAUCUUGGACGGUGUGGACGGCUUCCUAAUGCGCAACACUGUCUCUCACGGCAAACAUCCUGAUAUCGCUAUCAGGACUCUGACUAAGAUUUGUGUGGAAGCUGAGGCGGCAGUGUGGCACCAUCAGACUUUUUCGUAUCUAAACGCCAAUGCACCGGCGCCCUUGGACCCGACCCACUCCAUCGCCAUAGCCGCUGUGGAGGCGGCUCUCAAGUCUUCAGCUUCGGUGAUUCUUCUGGUCACCACCUCUGGUCGGUCGGCGCAGCUAGUGGCGCGCUACAGACCCCGGUGUCCCAUCCUCGCUGUCACCAGAUACGGCCAGGUGGCGCGCCAGCUCAACUCGUGGAGGGCGAUCGUCCCACUACACUAUGUCGAUACGCCUCUACCAGAAUGGACUAGAGAAGUUGACGUGCGAUUCCAAUUCGCAAUAGAGUUCGCGAAACACAAAGGCAUCGUCCGCCCAGGGGACGUGAUGGUGUUGUUGAACGGAUGGAGACAAGGUGCGGGAUUCACCAACACCAUACGAGUAGUGUACGCGUCCGACUCAUUCCCUUGGGUAUAUCCACACAAGCUACCCGAGACCAUUCCGUCAGAUGAUGUUGUCGAGCAGGAAGAAAAUUCUGCUGGGGAACCUUCGGCGUCUACCUCUAGAGUUGUUACAGUCACGGGGAGUGUGGUUGUACCUCCUAGUCUUAGCUCAAGACUAAAGUCUAUGGAGGAAGACUACAGAAAGAUUGCGACUGAUAGAUCUCAAGAGAUUGAAGACAUAUUACUAAGCUCCGUUCGUUCGUUGAAAACGGGUACGGUGACGCAAGAAAGAACAGGUACGGUUCGGAAAGAUCAAGUGCAUGAAGCAUCGAGUGCAAUAUCUCAUAAACUUGCGAGUAAACUAGGAGCAAACUCUGACAUCAAAAGUUACCAUUCAGGUUCUAAAGUAGUUCCAGAUCCUUCGGUAAGGUAUAUUCAUGGUGAAGAUAAAGGAAGAGCUAGUGUGGUCAGUGUACAAAAGGCGACAGUUUUGAGUACCAAACCAGCGACAGUGUUGGGUACCAAACCAGCGACCGUUGUUUCAGUAAAACCUCCAACCAUCGUGUCUACAAAACCUCCCACUGUUUUAUCAGCCAAACACCCAACCGUGGUAUCAGUCAAACCCCCAACUGUUUUAUCAGUUAAGAACCCAACAGUCAUAAGAUGGUGGGUGUUCAGCUCUGCGAGACUUCGGUCUCCCACCUGCCUGUGGCUGAGGUUCUAUGGGGCUUGCCCUGCCUGUGGUAUACGACUGACAUUUAGUGAGGCAUUUUUCCUCGGCUCUGGAAGUAGUAUCUUCCUGGGAGGUGGAAAAUGGGCAAGCAAAGCCCCCAAAGGGGAGCUCUGCGAGAGGUGGAAGUGCGUCAUCAAUCUCUCACCUGCCUGUGGCUAUGGUUCUAUGGGUUUCGGCCCGCUUGCUGUGUGCGAUCAACAUUAUGUGGGGCAAAUCCUCAACUUUGGAAGUUUCGUACCUGCUGGAUUCCAGGUGGAGUGA